AUGGAUAUAGAGGAAAUGGUUGCCAUAUUUUUACAUAUAAUUUCACAUGAUGUGAAGAAUAGGAUAAUUAAGAGACAAGUCGCCCGUUCUAGCGAGACAAUAAGUAGACAAUUUCAUGCUGUUCUCAACUCUGUACUAUGUCUCCAUUCCAUGUUGUUACGGAAACCUGAAGCUGGGACGGAGAACUGUACAGAUGAGAGGUGGAAGUGGUUCAAGAACUUUCUCGGAGCACUUGAUGGAACAUACAUAAAGGUCAAUUUAGAGGAGGUCGACAAGCCUAGGUAUCGAAGCCACAAGGGUGAGAUUGCUACUAAUGUCCUUGGUGUUUGCACUAGAGACAUGCAAUUCAUUUAUGUAUUACCUGGGUGGGAGGGAUCACCUACUGAUUCUCGAGUGCUUCGAGAUGCCAUAUUGAGGAGAAAUGGCUUAAAGGUGCCCCAAGGUUACUAUUAUCUAUGUGAUGCUGGAUACGCAAAUGCUGAAGGCUUUUUGGCUCCUUAUAGAGGACAAAGAUACCAUUUGAAUGAGUGGAGACAGAGUCAACAACCCACAAAUGCUCAUGAGUUCUUUAACAUGAAGCACUCUCGGGCUAAGAAUGUUAUAGAGAGAGAAGAAAUGCCUAUUGACCCAAUAGACAUCGAGGUUGUUGAGGAUGUCACUAGCUCACAAGAGAAAGAAGUUAGUGAUAGAAUAACCUAUGUAGAGACAAGUGAUGCUUGGGCUGCUUUCAGGAAGAAUUUGACGAAUGAUAUGUUCGAGCAAUGGAUGAAUAGUCGAAAUGCAUAA
Molecule: messenger RNA, 786 nt
Organism: Phoenix dactylifera (date palm)
Lineage: Eukaryota; Viridiplantae; Streptophyta; Magnoliopsida; Arecales; Arecaceae
Source: RefSeq, a predicted model, not a curated record